AUGUCGCGCGAAGAACGCCGGACUGACGAUAUCGUCGUCCUCGAGAACGCCCCACACUUAUCCCUCGACCUCAUCUCCGGCUCCCAUUCCGACGAGAAGAUAGACGAGGAGAAGGCCACCUCUCUCUCUGACAGCACUCAUCAUCAGGUCAACACUCUCCAAGCAGGCGAACGUCAAGCGGAAAUCAUCGGCGCUGAUGGUCAACCCAAGAUUGUCGUUUGGACACUGAAAGAGCAAAGGGCAGUAGUGAGAAAGGCUGACUUUUUCUUACUUCCCAUCUUUGCUCUGGGUUUCUUCUGGAUGGCUCUCGACCGCGCCAACAUCUCUGGCGUUUUGACCUCUACUAUACUCAAGGACACUGGCAUCACUCAGGACCAAAUCAACAUCGGCUCAUCUCUCUUGUGGCUCGGCGUCGUCCUCCUCGAAAUCCCAAGCAACGUCGUCUUGCAGCGCGUCGGUCCUCAUCGUUGGAUCCCGAUCCAGAUCAUCAUCUGGGGGUUGGCCGAGACUCUGACUUACAAAGUCAGCUCCAAGGGUGGAUGGUAUGCUGCCAGGCUGUUCCUUGGACUUUUGGAGAGUGGUUUCAUUCCAGGUAGUCUCUAUGUUCUGUCCCAGUGGUACACUCGUGAUGAACUAGUCAUGCGUACCUCACUCUUCUUCUUCGGCAAUGUCCUCUCUGGCGCUUUCGGUUCUCUCAUAGCAGCCGGCUGUAUCAAACUCUCCGGCAAAGGUGGACUCGGCGGCUGGCAAUGGAUCUUCAUCAUCGACGGCGUUGCCACAAUCGCCACCGGCAUCCUCGCCCUCCUCUUUCUCCCCUCCUCCCCACGCCACACCGCCGGCCUCUUCCGCGGGAAAGGGUGGCUCUCCGAACGUCAAGCUGACAUCUACCUCGCCCGUCUGGAAGCCGAUGACCCCCUCAAAUCGAAAGAGCUGCACUUGCAGAUAGGGUUCCGAGACAUAUGGAACGUACUGGGGAACUGGAGGUUAUGGCCGCAUUUGGUGAUGUGUCUUGCGGGUCUGCAGGCUGGGCAGGGGGCGGGGGCGUGGUCGGGGACGAUCUUGAAGAGUUUGGGGUUUACCUCUAUCAAAGCAAAUUUGCUCCUAGUCCCCGGCCCUAUAUUCAACGGUGUCAGCUCCAUCAUUCUAUCUCGUUUCAGUGACAGAUGGGACCGACGUGGAUGGUUUAUCCUAUUCUCCGCGGUGUGGACUCUUACAGGUCUCAUCGCUCUCUAUAAACUCCCCAUUCUUUCAGGUGGUAAUUGGGGCUUCUACACCGCCAUGGUCGUCACUGCCGCUGCCCCCUCGUGGCAGUCAUUCAAUGUCACUUGGGUAGCCCUCAACGCCCGUACCCCAGCCGAACGAUCCAUCACUUACGCCGUAUACAUCGGCUGUUCCAACCUCGGCGGCGUCUACGGCUCCCAAGUAUUCCGCGCCAGCGACGCCCCGCUCUACCGCCGUGCUUGGGCGGCUACCGUCUCCCUCGGGGCUAUCUGGCUCGCAUUCACGUUAUUGCAGAUCAUUCAGUAUGAGUGGUCGAAUAGGGUGAAGGAGAGAGAGUGGAACAAGUUGAGUGAGGAGGAGCAGGAGGCGUACAAGGCGACGACGUCGAAUGAUCCUAUCUCAAAGAGGUUGGAUGAGCGGUAUGCGUUGUAG
Messenger RNA from Cryptococcus wingfieldii CBS 7118, 1653 nucleotides. RefSeq lists its product as hypothetical. Gene Ontology annotation, cellular component: membrane. The coding region runs from base 1 to 1653 and encodes 550 amino acids. Lineage: Eukaryota; Fungi; Basidiomycota; Tremellomycetes; Tremellales; Cryptococcaceae. The record is from RefSeq and is a predicted model, not a curated record. The transcript has 10 exons. Gene Ontology annotation, molecular function: transmembrane transporter activity. Gene Ontology annotation, biological process: transmembrane transport.